ACAUGUUCUCUGGGCCAAUCUCGGAAGGGGACAGCAUGACCCUGCAAUGCACCAAGUCAGCAGGACACUGGAAGAUGGUGGUGUGGGACGAGGAGGGCUUCCAGGGCCGGCGGCAUGAGUUCACGGCUGAGUGCCCCAGCGUGCUGGAACUUGGCUUUGAGACUGUGCGAUCUUUGAAAGUGCUGAGCGGAGCGUGGGUGGGCUUCGAACAUGCCGGCUUCCAGGGGCAGCAGUACGUGCUGGAGCGGGGCGAGUACCCAUGCUGGGAUGCCUGGAGCGGCAACACGGCCUACCCCGCCGAGAGGCUCACCUCCUUCCGGCCCGUGGCCUGCGCUAACCACCGUGACUCGAGGCUGACCAUCUUCGAGCAAGAAAACUUCCUGGGCAAGAAAGGAGAGCUGAGCGAUGACUAUCCCUCUCUCCAGGCCAUGGGCUGGGAAGGCAAUGAAGUGGGCUCCUUCCAUGUCCACUCUGGGGCCUGGGUCUGCUCCCAGUUUCCUGGCUACCGAGGUUUUCAGUAUGUGCUGGAGUGCGAUCACCACUCGGGCGACUACAAGCAUUUCCGGGAGUGGGGCACCCACGCCCAGACCUUCCAAGUGCAGAGCAUCCGCAGGAUCCAGCAGUGAGCGGGGGCCCGGCACGGAGGAGCGCAUGCGUGCUUGUCCGCCGUGGAGGCACGCUGGAGGCUGUCACGUGCUCUCUCUGCCUUCCCCUGUAACCCCUGUGAACCCAGCAUCCAUGUGAGCCAGGCCAUGCACAGUCAGCACAAAAAACUCAAAGUAAUAAAAAAAAGAAGGUCCAGUAUUA
Molecule: messenger RNA, 807 nt
Organism: Carlito syrichta (Philippine tarsier)
Lineage: Eukaryota; Metazoa; Chordata; Mammalia; Primates; Tarsiidae
Gene: CRYBA4
Product: crystallin beta A4
Exons: 6
Coding region: 3-626 (207 amino acids)
Biological process (GO): lens development in camera-type eye; visual perception
Molecular function (GO): structural constituent of eye lens
Source: RefSeq, a predicted model, not a curated record